Messenger RNA from Pneumocystis carinii B80, 1637 nucleotides. RefSeq lists its product as hypothetical. Gene Ontology annotation, molecular function: dethiobiotin transmembrane transporter activity; biotin transmembrane transporter activity; solute:proton symporter activity. The transcript has 7 exons. Gene Ontology annotation, biological process: biotin import across plasma membrane. Lineage: Eukaryota; Fungi; Ascomycota; Pneumocystomycetes; Pneumocystales; Pneumocystaceae. The coding region runs from base 47 to 1591 and encodes 514 amino acids. Gene Ontology annotation, cellular component: membrane. The record is from RefSeq and is a predicted model, not a curated record.
GAAAAAAGCAUUAUAUCAGCUUGAAAUCCCAUCUAAUUAGGCAGAAAUGACAUAUAAAGAAGAUCCAGAGGCAUAUAAGAGCAUCGUAACAGAUGAUUCUAUCAAUAUUGAAGAGAAAGUGAAUCCAGCGGAAUUUAAUAAGGAGGGUAAUCAGACGCAUACAUAUGAAUCUAGCGUUGAAAUAAAGAAGGAAAUGGGGAAUUUGGCUGAAGAUAUUGAUGAACGGACGAUAAAGCGAAUAUACAGGAAGCUUGAUUUUCGUCUUAUUCCAUGUCUUUGGUUGCUUUAUUUUUGUGCAUUUUCAGCCAAAUCUAUUAUCAGUGUAUCACUUACUAUGAAUUUUUCACAAGGAGAUUCUCUUCAACAACUUGUUAAACUUUCCUCACGUGAAGUGAGUAUAGGUCUUUCUCUUUUUUAUCUAGGUUAUGUUGUAUUUGAGGUUCCUAGUAAUAUGAUUAUGGUAUAUAUUACACCACGAUUUUUGUUAUCACAAACAGUGAUGUAUAUUGGAAUUACAUGUAUUUUGCAUAUUUCUAUUUCAAACUCAACUGAGUUUUAUAUAUUUCGAUUUAUGUUAGGGUUUAUAGAAGCUGGAUUAUGGCCUGGAUUGGCUUAUUAUCUAACAUUAUAUUAUCCAUCAUAUAUGAUACAGAAGCGUAUUUUAUGGUAUUUUACGGCAGCACAGAUAUCAUCUAUGUUAGUCGGAUUUUUAAGCAUGGGAUUUCAAAAAAUAAAUGGAGUCGCUAAUCUUCAAGGAUAUAAAUGGUUGUUUUUAACAUAUGGAGUUUUUUCAAUAAUAGCUGGUACCAUUACUAUGCUGACAUUACCGCAACUAUUAACGGAAACACCUAUCACUAAAGAAGAGCUGCAAUCUUCAUCACCAAUUGUAAGAAUAUUUAAAAGAAUUAAAAAAACUACUGAAAAACAUUUUUUUGAACCAUACGAAAAACAAUAUCUUUUGUCUAAAUUAUCUAAAAAAGAACCAUGGUCUUUUUAUAAAUUUAUGCUUGUAUUUAUUAAUCCGAAAAUAUGGCUUUUAAUUAUUAUGUAUUUUGGAUCUAUCGGAGUUGGUAUUGCUAUUCAGAUUUAUGGAAGCACUAUCAUUCAGUCUAUUGAUAGUAAUAUAUCAGAUCUUACAAUUAGUUUAUUAUAUGGAUGUAUUUGGAUCGCCAAUCUAGCUGGUGCUAUAUUAAUAAUUAGUAUUUCUAACCAUUAUAAAUCUAGGGUUAUACCUUAUAUCUUUUGUUGCACCACUGUUAUUAUUGGUAUGCUUGUUUUAACAUUUUCGGAAAAUACAUGGACCCAGUAUGCAGGGUUGCUAAUCAGCGCGUUUGGAAUAGCUCCUAGUGUUCCUAUUUGUAUGGCAUGGUGUGCUCAUAUUUUCGCAUCACAACCAAAUAUAAAUGUAGCCACUUCAUCAGCUCUUCUUUCUAGUUUAGGUAAUUUAGGAUCCGUUUUUUCAACAUAUGCAUUGUAUAAAGGAAUGAAUGGAGAAGAUGCGUUUAAAAAAAGUAAUUUAGUUAUUUGUGUUAUGAUGUGUGUAAGUAUUUCAGCUUGUUUAAUCGAAAAAUUAUUACUUAAAUAUUAUUGAAAAAUUAUUGAAAAGUCAAAAAUAUAUUUAAUUAUUAAUUUAUAAU